Colletes gigas is the source of this 1938-nucleotide messenger RNA. RefSeq lists its product as uncharacterized. The transcript has 11 exons. Gene Ontology annotation, molecular function: potassium ion leak channel activity. The coding region runs from base 1 to 1938 and encodes 645 amino acids. Gene Ontology annotation, biological process: stabilization of membrane potential; potassium ion transmembrane transport. Gene Ontology annotation, cellular component: membrane. The record is from RefSeq and is a predicted model, not a curated record. Lineage: Eukaryota; Metazoa; Arthropoda; Insecta; Hymenoptera; Colletidae.
AUGCCACGCUCGCGACAGGAAACGUUGGACGCGAUGAUCGAGAUCGAGGAACCCUCCAAGUGCAUCAAGUUUCUUCGUUUCUUCUGGAAAUUCUUCAGAUGCGUUUUCUCCCACGUGUUCCUCAUCUCGCUGGUCGUGUUAUACUGUUUGAUCGGUGCGUACGCCUUCGAGGCGCUCGAGGCUGGCCACGAGAAGGAGAUAAAGAAAAGUAUCAAGGACAUCAGGGGAAACGUGGCGGAGCAACUAUGGAAGAUCACCAAGGAAGUCGAAGUAUUGAUUCGCGAAAAUUGGACAGACAAGGCACUGCGCGAAUUGAAGAACUUCGAGAGCAAGCUUGUGUGGACGAUGGAGAAGGAGGGGUGGGACGGCAGGGAGGGUGAAGAUGAAAUUCAAUGGACGUUCGCUGGUGCUCUGUUUUACUCCAUCGUGGUCAUCACAACAAUUGGUUACGGUCACAUCGCUCCGAAGACCAAGAACGGGAAAGUUGUGACCAUAUUCUACGCCAUCCUGGGGAUUCCCCUGAUGUUGCUCUGCCUCUCUAACAUCGGCGACAUCAUGGCGUCGAGUUUCAGAUUUUUGUACUGGAGAGUCUGCUGCUACGUGUGCACGAAACCACCCAAGAGGAGGCGACCGAGGCACAGUAUGGGCAGAUCGUAUUCCGUGCGACAAUCGGGACGGUACGGUACGAAUAGAGGAGCUUUUCGUCGGUCCAUAAGGAUGAGCCAGAGGUCCGCAGACUCAGCCCUGGGCCUAUCGGAAUGUAUGACGAGGUCCUCGUACUCCGACACCGAUUGCAAGUACAAUGCUCGACGGUUCGAGGACAUGGAGCAGAGAAGGCCGAGUAUCUACCAGCCGCCAGGGAAUCAGAAUUUGGGAUUCAAGUCCGCGACGGUUUAUCGAUACUCGGAUUUACCAGUGGAGGCUUCGAGGACUAGAGCUAGUCCCAAGAUGACGACGCAAUCGUUGGACAGAAGGCUGAUAAUGAAUCGUUCCCCCAACGAUACGGAUCGUUCCGCGGUUUUGUGCAACAGAUACGCCUUGGACGAGCUGCAAGACGAGUUAAAACGGUGGCAGGCUACCGCUGGAGACAGAUCCGAUACGAGCAAAUCGCAUGACAAAGACACGGAACCAAUCGCAGAGAGUACCAACAAAGCCGAGAAACAACCUUCAUUCACCACGAGGCCCUUGCCCAGGAGGUGUUUGUCGGUCGAGGGGGCCACCACGAAUUACAAAGCGACGCCAGGCCCGCCAUUGCGACUGCCCUCGGCGUAUCUGGAAAUGGAAAACCUGAGGAGAUCUCAAUCCAACAGGACCAGACGUUACAGGAGCAAUUAUCCUGUUGCGCGAUCUUACAGACGGGAUCAGUUGCCAGCGGACAUGAUGCCCCCGCCGGGAUUCCCCGUUCACAGGCAAGUUUAUGUCGAUGACUUCGAUUCCGAUUACGAGUAUUAUACCACGGACGAUCAAGACAGACAGCCGAUAAAGCCCGUACCAAUUUGGCUGUGCGUGUUCCUGGUGGUCAGCUACAUAUUCGGGGGUGCGUUUCUCUUCAGCGCCUGGGAACAAUGGCCGUUCCUCGAUUCAGCAUACUUUUGCUUCAUCACCCUAACCACCAUCGGAUUCGGGGAUUUCGUGCCGGCGUACAAGCUCGACGCGCACAGAGGGAUCGCGGUUUGCUCGUUGUACUUGUUAUUUGGAAUUGCUUUGCUGGCGAUGAGCUUCAAUCUGGUGCAAGAGGAGGUCAUCAACAAUGUGAAGAACGUCGCCAAGAGGCUCGGGAUCAUCAAAGAGAGUGACGACGAGGAAGAUGCCGACGACUACGACGCGUACGACGCUGAAUACAACGACGAGGUCGACAACGAGCUCGAGGGCUACGCCCUCGAUGCUCCUCGAUGUCACUCGAUGGCGAGAAACGUUCGCGGAAUGUCCAUCGCGUAG